UUUUAUUACUAAGCAACAGAGACCAGCGCAUACCGGCGAAUUGGUAAAAACGGUAGUAAUUUGUACCAUCGACUUUAACCACAUUCAGAGAACAAAUGCCAAAUAAGCAUUCGCUUAGACUCUGCAUUCCACUGUCGUUGUAGUUACACUGUGAGAAGUUAUUUUCUGUAUGAAACAGGAUCAAAUCGAGCAGGUUGCUCUGUCAUGAAUAAAUUUAAAGAUCCCCCGUUAGCUGCGACAGAAUUGCACGCGAACAAUCUCCAAAAUCACGACUCUCACUGUGGAACCGAUGUGGCCCGUGCACGCUGGGCUCUUCUGCGACAGGUUCUGAAACAGAAGCAGCUCGACAGCUCAGAUGUUCAGCAGGUGUCAGUGCGAAGAUUCUCCUCCUUCAACCUGUUCUCCAGGAGCAGGGUCACUCCUUCAGAGACGGAUGAGCCAUCAGACGGGCAGUGGGUGGAGUACAGAAGUGCAAUCUUUCCCCAGUACAGUGCCUUUCUCAGAGACAAUCUUGGUCCUAUUAGAGUGGAUGAGGUGCUCAGCAGCUUUGACAACACAGGAAAUGUCUGUGUCUGGCCUUCUGAAGAGGUGAUGGCCUACUAUUGCCUGAAGAAACGUCACAUGUUUACGGGCUCCGCGGUGUGCGAGCUGGGUGGAGGGAUGACGUGUCUGGCGGGGCUCAUGAUUGCGGUUUGUGCUGAUGUGAAGGAAGUGCUGCUAUCUGAUGGGAACGAGAAGGCAAUUCAAAAUGUGCGCAGUGUGAUCGAGAGGAACAGACGAGAGGGGCUCUUCCUGUCUACCGAUGUGUCCAGCAGGGUGGUGAGAUGGGACAAUGAGGCCGACGUGUCCGCUCUGGAGGGCCGCUUUGACGUGGUGAUGUGCGCUGACUGUCUGUUUCUUGACCAGUACAGAAGCAGUCUGGUUGAUGCACUAAGAAGAUUACUGCGACCUGAUGGCACAGCUCUAGUAUUUGCCCCUACCAGAGGAGAUACACUGGCAGAAUUCUGCAGACUGGCAGAAAGCACAGGCCUGAGAGUGUGUCGCUAUGACAACUACGACUCACACUUGUGGGACCUUCACCUGAAGAUGCAGAGAGAGGGAAAGGAGGUGUACGAUGAAAACAUCCACUAUCCUCUUCUCCUCACUCUCACUCACGGAUCCAGUCCAGCCCUGAUCUGAUCUGAGCUGGGCAAAGCCAUCUCAUGCCAGGCUGCCUUUCUGUACCGCCCACCCCGGCUUUGCCACUGUGUCCUCAGCUCCUCCUGUGUGUGUGUGCCAGGCCUAAGCAGCCUCUUAUCACACUCCUCAACUCUGAUAACUUUUUAACUACCGUGUGUGUGUGUGUGUGUGUGUGUGUGCAGUGAAAACAGAUGAUGUAGGUGAGUUGCCGUGUGUGCGUGUACUUGACCUGUUUACUGUGCAACAGCAGUGUGAAAUGCAUUAAAUGGGAAUGGAGAACACAUCCCUCCCUCUCAUCCUACAAACACUGCGGAUGUGACGCUCAGAUAUGAACUCAUUCAGCGCCUGUGAUAUCAGAGAUGGUGAUUCAGGGCAGAACGUUAUGAAUUUCUGAAUUUGACUCUGGAGGCUGAUACAACUAAUCAGGUUCGCAGGACUAUCUUCGCCUCUCUACGAAGACGUAAUGUAAAUGAGGCAGUAGGGUCGUCUUGAUCAUGAGAUCUUGUUAUCAUAAUGACACCAGCUCUCGGUUAGCUGCUGAUUCUGUAUCUACAUUCAAAGGUUCAUUCUGACACCAAAGGUUAUGAGGGGUUGAGAUGGAUGCUGCUGCACUGAAUGUUAUUUGCUUCACUGUGAAAUGCUCUCACCUAGCAUUUUUUUUUAUCGAAGAACUGACAAGAUAUGACAGAUUAGGCCAGACUAAGACUCAAUUGAUGUCUUGACAGCGUCACACUACCACUGGUUAAGACCUGCGGCACUGUUCUCCACUGUAUGUUUAGAGCGCACUCACUGUGCAUGCUGGACUAAUGGCCUCAUAAAGACAUGAAAAGGUGUCAUCAUUUAUCAUGUCUUGAAACCCAUUUCAUUUUCUUUUAACCUUAGAAUGUAAAAAUUGUUAUUUGUAGCAGAAUGUCCAUAUUGCUCAUUUCUAUACAAUGAAAGUGAAUAGUGAACAUAACUAUCAAGCAACAUUUUCAGAGAAUAACAACUUAAAUGGAACCCUGGGUAUUAAGACUUCUAUGGCUUAAUGACAUAAAUGAUGACUCAUACUGAAAUAUGUAGUAGAAAACCCAUAAAAGAUUUACACUAUUUAAAAAAUCCACAUCGUUUUAUACAUCGUUUUUGGGGGGUGCCGUUAUUUUGAUGACAUGAAAUGGUUGCACUCAGUGAGCUACUGGCGCUACCUGUUGCUAUUUUUACCACAACACAACUUCAAAUACACAACUACAAUAUAUGGUGUACAAAAAUACACCAUAGGCUUAAACCAAAUGUGCCACUGAUUUUUCUAAACGCCCUUGGGUUUCGAGUGAAGUCCACGCUGAGAAACUCCUUCUUUGGCUGCGCCGUCAUGACAAGUGUCGGCAUGUUUACAUCCAGCCAAGAUGGCAUCUAGUGUUUCUUGUCCCUGUCCCUUUGUUUGUAAGAUCUUUUAGUAGCUGUGGUCUACUAAAAGUCUCAAAGGCAUCAGGGCUAAAGUGGAGAGAACAAAAACACGGGUCUUCAAGAAGUUUUAUUUGUCCACAGGCAUCUUCCCUGAAUUUCUUAAAUACCAUAAAUCUUUCAUGGGUUUUCUAUGACAUAUUUUAGUAAGAGACUUUCAUGUUAUAUUAAGCCAUGCAAACCGUAGUACCAAGGUUUCCCUUUAAAUUUCAGUCUUUUCUACACACAAGAGGUUCAGGGACUUAAAGCUGGGUUGACUACUUUUAUGGUGUUUUUAUGGUGCUUUUUUGUCCUUUUUUGGAACUUGGCAGCCUCUGGUCAUCAUCUACUUGCAUUGUAUGGAAAAGAGCAGCAUGGACAUUAUGCUAAAUUUCCUCUUUUUAUAUUCCAUAGAAGAAAGAAAAUAUGUGUUUGGAAAUGACAUGAGGGUGAGUAAAUGAUGACUAUUUUCAAGUUUAAAUUUAAUUAAUAGAUAAUAGAUACAUCUUGCAAUUCUGACUUUUUUCCUUUAAAAUCUGAAUUUGCAUCUUUGUUAUCUUUUUUUUUUUUUUUUUUUUUU
Molecule: messenger RNA, 3178 nt
Organism: Labeo rohita (rohu)
Lineage: Eukaryota; Metazoa; Chordata; Actinopteri; Cypriniformes; Cyprinidae
Gene: camkmt
Product: calmodulin-lysine N-methyltransferase
Exons: 11
Coding region: 205-1179 (324 amino acids)
Cellular component (GO): cytoplasm
Molecular function (GO): calmodulin-lysine N-methyltransferase activity
Source: RefSeq, a predicted model, not a curated record